This is a messenger RNA of Papaver somniferum (opium poppy), 1160 nucleotides long. RefSeq lists its product as uncharacterized. Bases 473 to 907 code for a protein of 144 amino acids. The record is from RefSeq and is a predicted model, not a curated record. NCBI's taxonomy places the organism in Eukaryota, Viridiplantae, Streptophyta, Magnoliopsida, Ranunculales, Papaveraceae. The transcript is spliced from 9 exons.
UUUCUCAUAAGGAGGAGAGGAAGAUCAGAGUAAGUGAACCAAUAGACAAGAUGACGACGACGACUUCAGACAACAAGCGUAAACGCGAGACUACUCUCAGAGACGUUCGACAAUCUUCUCCGGUACUACUGACAGAUGAGCAGAGGAAGAGGACAGAAGAGAACCAAAAGAAAACUGUUUAGAGCGAUUGUGUCUUCCCGGAAACUCUUGACCCUAAUAUGUCUUGGGAAGAAUAUAAGGCUGAAAUUAAGAAAUUCCGGCUAGAAACACAAAAAAAAACGGGAGGAAGAACGAAAGGUUUUGAUGGAACAAGAAGCGCCACUGCUUGAGAAUCAGAGGCGAGAAGCCAAAAAAAGGGAAACCAUUCAAGCCAGAGAGAUGGGGACGUACUUUAAGAACAACCCGUUAAAUAAGAAAUCUUUUAAAUCGGAUAUUGAAAGAUACAGUACCAUCUGCGUUUUCACUUUCGCUUAUGCAAAGCAUGAAAGUCCCGAGUACAAGAAGUUCAUCGAAUCUCUCAACGACGGCAAUUCCUACAAGGUUUAUUUUGGACGUAGAGGAUCUUUGUCAAGAAUUGUUGGACUGGUCUCAGAAGCUGAGCUCGAUCCUGAACUCAAACCUGGAGACAGAGGAUAUAAAACUAAAGAAUUGCGACCUGAUGCUUAGUGGUUACGAUGAUGUCGGUGUUCUUUUAACUGACAAAACUAAAGACGAGGUACUCAGGAAGUUUGAGGAAUAUAGAGAAUGCGACUUCCUAAAGCUAGGCCAGACACCAAUGGAACCGCUGGUAUUUGAGAAAGAUGAUGAUCUGCCUUUACCUCCCGGUUCAGAGACUUCUCAAAAAAAAGAUGUUUACUUAUGUCCUCGCGCCAUUAUGCUGCUGGAGUGCCUCCACUGGAAAAGUUGAAUAUAUUCAUUUGGAUCCGCCUAGAUGUCGUAAAUUGGGGAUCCUGGCUAAGCAGGCAGAUGUUUCAGAUGAGGAUCAUGUCAAGGGUGAAGAUUGGUGAAUUUUGGUUCACUCUGCAUAAAACUAAAUUAAGAACAUUCAGUAUAUGUUGGUUUGUCAAGGGCGAACAUCGGUGAAUUUUUGGUUCACUCCGUGUUAAGCUAAAUUAAGAACAUUUGUAGGUUUUUCAUGUUUACUGCUACACAACGUCCAU